Cydia pomonella (codling moth) is the source of this 3737-nucleotide messenger RNA. RefSeq lists its product as uncharacterized. NCBI's taxonomy places the organism in Eukaryota, Metazoa, Arthropoda, Insecta, Lepidoptera, Tortricidae. The record is from RefSeq and is a predicted model, not a curated record. The transcript is spliced from 3 exons. The coding region runs from base 249 to 911 and encodes 220 amino acids.
CACUGGCAACACCACAAAGUGAUUGUCAAAAUGGAGUUGAUGUGUACUUAGGUCAGCCUUAAGAUAUUUUUGUUGAAUUAAUGAAUUUUUCCUCUACUCCCAUUAGCAAUUUGUGUUGUAAACUGUUGCUUACACUUCAUUAGCAACGCUGCUCGCAUUAAGCUCAUUGACUACAUAACAUAUCAUCAUUAAAUCGUCAUGUUUUGAUAGGGCCUUACGAUCAACAUUUAUUCAACUUUUUAUCAAAAAUGUCCGCGGCCAGCGCGAUAGAAAACAGUGAAGAGCUGGAGAACGUACCACUAGUGCGUAUGGAGGACGUACAGCCUUCGAGAGAAAGGAAUUGCGAAGAGGAAGUACUAGAAACCUGUAUUGUUGAUAACAUUGGGUAUGAUUGUGUAGUCAAUGAAGAUGAGGACUCAAACAUUGGGAGUAUGGUGUCCAUUCAGUCAGAAGAAGUGGUUGAAGACGACAGCGACACUGCAGAGAUGAUUGUUCCUGAAGUUCUCGAGCCGUUGGACGAAAUUCCAAUAGUAAGAGAUGUGGCACAAAAUGAUAUAGUCCCAGAGCAAAAACAUACAGACCUAAAGCCACCAGACAGUUGGCCAACCCUCGAAAUCCUCCCUGGUGGUGUCAUCAAAAAUGCCGACAAAUGCGAAGAUGACCUCCCCUACCCCGAGGGCCCAGAGAAGGUGGAGAAGGGAGAGAUGAUGUAUGCUUGUGCGAAGUGCUCUGAGAGCUUCAAGUACCUGUUCUGUCUGGUGAAGCACGUGAAGUGGCAUGAGGAUGAGAAGAAGAAAGAGAAAGGGCUGGAUAUGGCCAAACUUACAAACCGUAAGAAAUGCAUCGUUUUGCAUUCAGGCAAAAAGAAGAUGGGCCAGCGGGGAAAAGCCAAGAAAACCAAGAGAUCAUAGUAUCGUCGCUUCAGUAUUAACUGGCAUAGGCUAAAAGUGUCAUGUUUUGACAUCUCCGGUGGUAAAUACUGCCCCACCGCGUAACAGUCAUUGGAAAACGUCUGCGUAUUCUCGUGCUAUAGGUUCCAAAUUUAAACUGGUUUUCCAAUGACUGUCACGGCUCUCAUGCCUUGCGAAAUUCUGGUAACUAUACUUGACGCGGCCAGUGAUGAUCCCUAUGUGACUUCCAUCGACUGUAACCGUCCGUUACGGUUUAAUGUGUAAUGGUCAAUUACAAUUAACGUUCGACCAACACUGGCCCUAGCAUUGUUAAAGACACUAAUAUAUACAUAAGAUAAGAAAAAGGAAAUACUGAUGUUUUUACCAGCAACUUAUCAACUUUAUUGCUGAUGAUGGACAGUGCAUUUGUAAUACAUUACAGGGUGGCCCGAAAAUACGUUGACAAACCAUUUCUAGGAACUUUUUUCUUACUUAUACAAAAUGUCAUUAAAAAUUUAAAACUACAAUCAUUUAGCUAAAACAAAACAUAUUAUUUUAAAAAUAUUCUCAUUUAGCUCUGAUAGACAAACGUAAACGUGUGUUGUGUUAAAAUUGUCAACAAAAAAAUGUCAACGUAUUUUUCCUGCCAUCCUGCAGGUACUUCUUGGACAUCGCCUAUGCGAUUAUUUUGUUGAUUUUAUCCGAUCACUGCUAUCUCCUGGGUCACGGCACGAAAAAGAAAUGAAACUACGGCAGCAUUAAUGACUAUCAAUUCUUUGAAGAUGUAAGUGUAAAAAUAUUCUACUUAUGAACGAUACAACCAAACUGUUGCUUCCAUGUGAUUACCUCAAUCUGACAAUUUAAUUCAAAAUUAGAUUUGUCGUUUAUAAGUAAUAGUAGAUACAGUCAACCAACUUUAACCCUAGGCCAUAUCAAAGGGAGGUUAUCACUAUUCUUCAAUUUGAAAUGGUUCUACGGUGGCGUAGGAUUCUAGUUGUUUGAUUGUACUUACAUAUUUCGCAUCACCAAAUACGAUAUAAGAUUAGUUGGGGUAAUAGAAAGAUACAAACACUGGAGCAAGAAAAAUACUUGUAGGGAACCAUCAUACUGAUUUUCUUGCCUCAAGCAAAAUAGACAAAUUUUACCUGAAAAUAAAAUUUAUAUUAAGUUACUUACCUUGUUCCAAGCCUGAUUUGAAGGCUUGGAACAAGGUACAGCCAACUUAAUAGACAAAUUUUACCUGAAAAUAAAAUUUAUAUUAAGUUACUUACCUUGUUCCAAGCCUUCAAAUCAGGCUUGGAACAAGGUACAGUCAACUUAAUAAACUAUAUUCCUCUUACCCCACAUGACUAGAGCUGACAAGCAAAUGUUAGAUGGAUAGUUAAAUGCAUAAGUAAAUAUCAAAUCGGCUACUUAUUUCUGUCAGGAUUUAAAAUUAUUUUUUAAAGGGGAUAUACUGGGUAUAGUUAUUUAGGUUCAUCAACUUUUACUAUAGCACUUAACUUUGAAAUCACAAAAUAAAAUUCUAGCCUCCAUAUAAUUAUAGGAUUGAACUUUAGUAUGGAUCAUCAGUUUUUUUUUGUGAUUUCAGGGUUGCUCUCGUAACAAAAGUUGCUGACAGUAAUGAGUACAGUCACGUAUGUGUAUCUUAUAUCACCAAAACAUUAUACCCCGUAUAUGGAAUCCGAAUACAGUAGGCAGUAUUUUGUAUUUUUUCCAUGCAUAUAACAGUAUAGCUAAGUCAUUGAACAUGACUGGAAAAAUGAACGAACUUUUGUUCUAUGUUGUAUUUUAAAUUCUGAACAAAAUAAACCCAAAAUAUAAUUUGCAAGUCUCCUAGCAUUGCUUACUUUGCUUGAAGUGCACUUUAAGCUCAUAAAUUUAGUAGUAAAAUAAUAUUCGUAUUUAGUUAUAUCAUUCGUGUAUAUGCGUUUAAACCAAAAUGAGUUGUUUUCGUUCAUUAUAGUUUAUAUUGGUUUGUAUUUGAUUAUUUUAAACGUUCUGUGAGAAUGUUUUAGAUUGUAAUGUGAAAAUAGAUAGUUGCUUUACUCGCUAUUCCCAGUUUCCAUGUUCCAUGAGAGAUUUUGUAUUUUUGCAAUUACAAAGUAGGUAUUUUACUGAACAACUUCCACUAUAAGCCAAAAGGCAGAUAACUUUUUCUUGUACUAGGUCGGUGCUAUGGUUAUGUUUUGUCUCCUGGGUCACUCCAUAAACCCACAAAUUUAUAUGACCAUACAUGCACUUUAAUGGUAGUUUUUAGGCCCAUUACUGCGGGGGCCUUCUACUAAGUCUGUCAGUAGAAUGAAUUACAAUUUAUAUAAAACUGUCUUAAUAUUGUCUCCUGGGUAACGGGGUAAAAAAGUAAAAUGUCACAGUUGAUCAACCCACAGAAGCAUUCAUAUUAAAAUACAUACAAAAUCGAUCUUUCAAUGGAAAAUCAAACUUCUGUUUAGUCUUGUAAGGUUUAUGUUAAAAAAAAGUAUGUACAGUCAGUAGCAGAUAUUAUUAUUAUUUUAUUAUUACGAUACAAAUCAAAGUCUAAUAUAAGUAGUAUUUUGGUUUGUCGCGUAGAUAUUUUCUAAAUUCGCGUAGGUAUUUGUUGCCGACUGUACUUUGUCGUGUAUAAUGCAAUAGGUUUUGUUUGUGUCUUUUAUUUUAUGAAUAGUUAUGAAUUUUAUUAAUUAGAAUAUUAUGAUUAUGUUGUGAACUUAUGAAUGUCCUUUAUUUGGCUAUUAUUUUUAUGUGUAAAUCUGAAAUUAAUGUUUUUUUUUCCACGGGGCCAUUAUUGUUAUCAACUUAUAAAUUAUAAGUCAAUUAUUUUAAAUAAAUUUUAUCGUUUGUUGUAAA